AUGAAUUCAACUACGGAAACUGCAAAAUACACACAGCGGCUACAGACUGACAGCGACUGGAACCACUGGUUCAACAACUUACAGAUGCUGGCAAACGUUCAUGAAGUCUGGGACUAUGUGAAUCCAAAAGGAACCAAGAUUAAUACUAAGCCAAGAUUGGAAUUCCCAGACCCAAAAGACCUCAGACAAGAAGAACGAGCAAACUAUAGCAACGUUAUCAGCUAUAGAAAAGCUAUCUAUCAAGAAGAAAAAGACCAAUACAACCAGGUUCGGCGAAGUCUUCUAGAAAUUCACAGUUGGAUCAUGAACACUGUAGCAGCCACUUAUAUCAGCCAAGUCAGCAAGGAGCAAACAGUCAGGGAUAUCAUAAAAGCUCUUGAAAAACAGCUAGCGCCAGACAACUUUGGGAGACAACAAAUAGUAUUGGAAAGAUAUAACAAGCAUAUGCUAUCAAUCAAAAGAGCAAAACUUGGAGGAUGGCUCAUAAUCUAUCGAGAAAUCAUGGAUGAAGCCCAAACAAUCGGAAUCCCUGCUCUCAGCGAUCCAGUUACUCAAGUCUCUGAGUUCUUGAAAGCAGUCAAGCAAAUUGCACCAGAUUACUAUACAUCUGCCUCUUACGACUUCACAAAGCGAUACAAGGAUGACCCAACCUACAGUUCGAUCAGCAAGACUGCUGGAAUUGAGCAAGCUAACGAUUUCCGCAGUUGGCGAAUUAUCCUAUUGAAGUGGGUAUUUACAUAUAAGGGCAGCAAAGGAUAUCUCAAGAAGUUCAAAGCGAGGAUCUGUGUUCGAGGAGAUCUCCAACCGACAAAUGAACUAGAGACCUAUGCCUCAACGCUUGCUGGUAUAUCGCUGCGAAGUCUCAUGGCAAUUGUGGCGAGAUUUGACUUAGAGACUCUUCAAUUGGACGCAGUCAACGCAUUUACACAUGCCACAAUUGAUGAGGAAGUCUAUGUUUGGUUUCCUCCAGGAUUCAGACAAGAGGGAUACUGUCUUGCCCUGCGAAAAGCACUAUAUGGAUUGAGACGAAGCCCACUGCUAUGGCAAAAGAAUCUGGAGAGAUCAUUCAAGAAGCUUGGCCUUAUCCCACUCCAAGAAGAUGACUGUAUCUACACCAAUCAAUACUUCAUAGUAUUCCACUUUGUGGACGAUAUUGGGCUUAUAUACCAUAAAAAGCAUGAAACCAAAGUAAAAGAAGCAGUUCAACAACUCAAAAAGGAGUAUGAAAUGAAAGAUAUGGGAGAAUUGAGUAUCUUCCUAGGAGUCAGAAUAAUAAGAGAACGAAAAACCCGUCAACUAUGGAUGAGUCUCGACAACUAUAUAUCUAAGGUCACUGAAGAAUUCAAGAUCAGAACCUCAACCAAGCGACGCCAAACACCUAUGGCAAUAGAUAACCUGGUCCUAAGUCCUGGUCAGGCUACGCCAGAGGAAAUCAACUACUAUCAACGGAAGGUUGGAUCAAUCAACUAUGCUGGAGUGAUUGGCAGACCAGAUAUAGCUCGAACAAGCUCGAGACUAGCAGAAUUCCUAUCAAAUCCAUCUUCUGAACACCAGAAAGCAGCAUAUGAAUGCUUACAAUAUCUUGAGGACAACAAAUACCUCGCUAUCGAGUUCAACUGCAAAGGGAAAGGAGUCCUCUACUGCGCCUCAGACGCUUCAUUCGCUGAUGACUCUGUCACUCGAAAAAGCACUCAAGGAUAUGUGAUGAUGCUAUUCGGAGGUCCAAUUCAUUGGAAAGCAGUCAAACAACGAAGAGUAGUCACUUCAAGCACAGAAGCUGAGCUUGCUGCUUUGACAGCAGCCACAAGAGAAUAUAUGGCAACCAUUCGACUCAUGGAACAAUUGAAUCUCCAAUUAGAUGAUAAAUACAUCAUGCAAUGCGACAAUAAGCAAACUCUUCGACUAUUGAUUGCUGAAAGACCCCAAGCGACUAGCAAAUUACGCCAUAUCAAUAUCAACAACUUAUGGCUUCGCCAGGAAUUACAGAAGGGAUCAAUUGACUUUCAAUGGGUUCCAACCAACGAAAUGGUGGCAGACGGUAUGACUAAAGCAAUGCCAGCCCAAAAACACAACCACUUUAUCGCCCAAUUGGGUAUGGCGAAUAUUGAACAUUUGAUCGAGAAGAACGCAGUAUGA
This is a messenger RNA of Colletotrichum truncatum, 2136 nucleotides long. NCBI's taxonomy places the organism in Eukaryota, Fungi, Ascomycota, Sordariomycetes, Glomerellales, Glomerellaceae. The record is from RefSeq and is a predicted model, not a curated record.